UUGUUCUUUCGUCCAGCUUUCCUUCCCCUUUCCCCACUACUCGAUCAAAUCCUUUCAUCUCUACCUUCGAGCGAAAGAUUUUCCUAGAGAUUCUGUUUUAUUCUCUGAUAUUGCACGAUUUUGGAGAGAUUUGAGAUCUCUUUUGCCGAAAACUGCGAAAGAUCGGAGGUUUCUCUUCGUUUGGCGAAGAAUUGCAAAGAUCGGAGGCUUAUUCUGUCUAUUUUGAACGAAUUUGGAGGGGCUGAGAUCUAUUUUUCUGAAAACCGCAAAAGAUCGGAGGUUUUGACUCUUUCUACGAAGAAUUGCGAAGAUCAGAGGUUUUUUCUCUUCAUUUUGCACGAAUUUGGAGAGAUUUGAGAUCUGUUUUCUAAAGAUUGGAAGUUUUUUUCGUUUUCUGGCGAAGGUUUCUGCAUUAUCGGAGUUUUUCCCAAAUUUUAUUGAAUUUCGAGAGAUUUGAGUUAUCUUUUUCUUGAAAUCGCAAGAGAUACGAGGUUUUCCUUCUUUCUGGCAAAGACUUUGGAAAUCUGAGGUUCCGUUUCUCUAUUUAAGACGAAGUUGGGUAGAUUUGUAGUAUCUUUUGUGGAAAACUGUGAAAGAUCGUAUGUUUAUCGUCUUUUGAAGAUGAAGAAUUGCGAAGAACAGAAAAUUUUGGUCGAAUUUGGAGAUAUUUGAUAUAUCAUUUUGUGGAAAAUCGCAAAACAUGGAAGUUUUGAAAGAUCAGAUGCUUUUUCUGUCGGUCUAAUUUGUAGGCAUUUGAGGUAUCUUUUCCUGAAAAUUGGAAAGGUUUGGGGGCUUUUUUUUCCCCUCUCGGCCAAGCAUUUAUAAGAUUGGAGGUUUCCUCUCUCGAUUGUGCUCAAAUCUGCAGAUCUUUUGCAGAUGUUCACAUGAUUUGUGAAGCAUUUGGUAUUUUUCUGAAGCAGCACUGCAAUCUGGCCAUCAAUGAGUGCUUUUCUAUGUAAAAAGUAGAAACAUUUUGGGUUUUGAUGGGUGAGAUUUCAUGGAUUACUCUUUCAAUCAAGCGAAUUUUGCUGCCUCAGUCCAUAUCAACCACGUAUUCUCUAUACAGAGAUCGCUGCAAUAGAAGGUCAUAAAUCUGAUAUUUUUCUUCUUUCUGCAAAUAAUCUCCUGAAAUAGAAGUUUUUCUAGUUCUGGUAUUGAGAUCAAGAUGGGAGUCGAUUACUACAACAUCUUGGAAGUGAGCAGGAAUGCGACAGAUGAGGAUCUCAAGAAAUCGUACCGGAAAUUGGCCAUGAAAUGGCAUCCAGAUAAGAAUCCGAACAAGAAAGAAGCAGAGGCCAAAUUCAAGGAGAUCUCCGAAGCCUAUGAGGUCUUGAGUGAUGUGCAGAAAAGGCAAGUCUAUGAUCAAUACGGUGAAGAAGGGUUGAAGGGGAUGCCUCCUGGAGGCAAUUACUCAAAUGGCAGUUCAGGUGGCACAAAUAAUUUCCAUUUCAAUCCUCGUAAUGCAGAGGAUAUCUUCGCGGAAUUCUUUGGGAGCAGCCCCUUUGGGUUUAGUUCGAUGGGCCGUGCAAGGUCUGUGAGGUACCAGCAAGACGGUGGGGCCUUUGGGGGAUUCGGUGGGACAGAGAAUGUUUUCCGAUCUUACACUGAAGGUGUUGGGGCUGGUGGAGGUACUCCACGGAAACCACCGCCUGUUGAGACCAAGCUGCCGUGCAGCCUUGAAGAACUUUAUAGUGGGUCGACGAGGAAGAUGAAGAUCUCAAGAAACGUCCUGGACGCUAAUGGACGGUUAGCGCCAGAGACCGAGAUCCUAACCAUUGAUGUGAAGCCCGGGUGGAAGAAAGGGACAAAGAUCACGUUCCCGGACAAGGGGAACGAGCAAGUGAACCAGCUGCCAGCAGACCUCGUCUUCGUUGUCGAUGAGAAGCCCCACGAUGUCUUCAAGAGAGAUGGCAAUGACCUUAUCAUCAGCCACAAGGUAUCACUGGCAGAGGCGCUUGCUGGGACCACUGUGAACCUGAUGACACUUGACGGGCGCAGCCUGACAAUCCCGGUGACGGACAUCGUCAGCCCCGGGUAUGAGCUCGUGGUUGCAAAGGAAGGGAUGCCGAUCGUAAAGGAGCCGGGGAAGAAAGGGAAUCUGCUGAUCAAGUUCGACGUGAAGUUCCCGACAAGAUUAACAGCGGAGCAGCGAUCCGGGAUCAAGCGUGCCUUGGGAGGUUAGUGGUGCACCACAUAUUAUAUAUAAUGGCUGGUUUUACCAAUCAACCACCACCUUACACUGUAAUUGUUUUCGCUUUUGCUUUUGUUUUCUUUUCUCUUAUUUUUCACGGUCUCGAUUUCUCAUCUGUUAAUUGAUUACACAAUGUAAAAUGAAUCUUAAAUUCAUAGAUCUAAUUUAUUAACUGAA
Molecule: messenger RNA, 2368 nt
Organism: Magnolia sinica
Lineage: Eukaryota; Viridiplantae; Streptophyta; Magnoliopsida; Magnoliales; Magnoliaceae
Exons: 3
Coding region: 1166-2182 (338 amino acids)
Cellular component (GO): cytosol
Molecular function (GO): protein-folding chaperone binding
Source: RefSeq, a predicted model, not a curated record